Messenger RNA from Gryllus bimaculatus (two-spotted cricket), 462 nucleotides. The record is from the annotation of a GenBank genome assembly. NCBI's taxonomy places the organism in Eukaryota, Metazoa, Arthropoda, Insecta, Orthoptera, Gryllidae.
AUGCUUGCACACACUGGAGGGCCCCAGCAACUCGUCCUUCUUCUAGAGACGGCAUCGGAGCGAGGCGUGAAACCGUCGCCAUUUUAUUACCUCGGAUCGCUGGGCCACCCACCGGCGGCAGCGGGCCACGAGGCGGCCGUAAUGCCAUAUCGCGACACCACAUACGAUACGUCUUUGUGCUUUCGCGGGCGCCAGCUGCCUAUGGCCACGCGCCAUCACCCCCACAUCGAGAAGAAGAUUGGAUCCUUAUGCCGCCACCGUAGCGUUUAUAUAGAUAACGGCAGCGAGGGUGCUGACCAAAGGGAUCGCCCACCGCCCACUGAGCAAUAUACCAGGAAGAGAUAUAUGAGAAUCGAACUCAGAGAUGGAGCCCUCUUACUCCAUCGCUCUGGACGGCUGUCCAAAAUAAGACGCGCGCCUCGGCGCUCGCGCCCCACCUCCAACGCCUGCGUUUCCUCAUAG